Messenger RNA from Adineta ricciae, 2850 nucleotides. The record is from the annotation of a GenBank genome assembly. Lineage: Eukaryota; Metazoa; Rotifera; Eurotatoria; Adinetida; Adinetidae.
AUGUCAACACCUAACCAAUAUUCUAAGACCAAUGCUACCAAACCUAAUCCGUCUUCGACAUCAACCACGAUGAGAGAUAACGGCAGUACGGAAGGAAGAUCAACCGCCAGCGAUCAUCAUCAAGGCAGUAAUAAUAACAAUAGUAUCACAGCAUCAGCUCCAGUAACAUCCAAUUCAACGUCAUCACGAUUUACAUCAAGUAAAAUGCGUAGUGAUCCUAAUGAGCCGCAUAUUGGCAAAUAUCGAUUUAGCAAAACGAUUGGUAAAGGAAAUUUUGCCAAAGUUAAAUUAGCUAAACAUAUUCCAACUGGGCGAGAAGUUGCGAUUAAAAUUAUCGAUAAAGCUCAACUGAAUCCCACAUCAUUACAAAAAUUAUUUCGUGAAGUGAAAAUCAUGAAAGGACUGGACCAUCCAAAUAUUGUCAAACUCUUUGAAGUGAUCGAGACCGAAAAAACUCUUUACCUUGUCAUGGAAUAUGCCAGUGGAGGUGAAGUAUUCGAUUAUCUUGUCGCACAUGGUCGUAUGAAAGAAAAAGAAGCUCGAUCCAAAUUUCGACAAAUUGUAUCUGCUGUUCAAUAUUUGCAUCAAAAACAUAUUGUACAUCGAGAUUUAAAAGCGGAAAAUUUGUUGCUCGAUGCCGAACUCAAUAUCAAAAUAGCUGAUUUUGGUUUUAGCAAUGAAUUUACACCAGGAAAUAAACUAGAUACAUUCUGUGGCAGUCCACCUUAUGCCGCACCAGAAUUAUUUCAAGGAAAAAAAUACGAUGGGCCCGAAGUUGAUGUUUGGAGUUUAGGCGUUAUUCUUUAUACAUUAGUUAGUGGUUCACUACCAUUUGAUGGACAAAAUCUCAAAGAAUUACGUGAACGUGUUCUACGCGGGAAAUAUCGCAUACCGUUCUACAUGUCAACUGAUUGUGAAACGUUAUUAAAAAAGUUUCUGGUAUUAAAUCCAACUCGGCGUUCUCCUCUUGAGGCGAUUAUGAAAGAUAAGUGGAUGAAUAUCAAUUAUGAGAAUGAUGAUUUGAAGCCUUAUGAAGAGCCAAGUCAAGACUUUAGUGAUAACUAUCGAAUUGAAACGAUGUUGCGAGAUAGUUCUUACACUCGUGAACAAAUUCUUGAUUCCUUAACUUCACGUAAAUACGAUGAUAUCAUGGCAUUUUAUCUCCUACUUGGCCUUCGAACUACGGAAACUGACGGAGUAGAUAAUUCCAACGGACAAUCAUCAACUAGCAAAGGUGUUACAGAUGCCUCGAAUACGCAAUCAUCCUUAACAUCGAAAGUUGUUUCAGCAAGUACACGACCAUCUACUAAUAACGAUAAAGAAAAUCUUCCAUCGACCGAAAAACAAUACCGACCGUCGACAGCUGCAGCUACGAGCACAACAGCAGGAUCAAAUUCGAAUGACCAUUCAUCAAUCAAUGGUUCAACAACGAAUGGUGUUCCCAAUUCUUUACUUGCAGCAGCAAGUAUCGAUACUUCGACAUCGAAUAAUAACGGUCAGCUAUCAAUCAAAACAAGUACAAGUGGUAAUCCACCAGGAUCGAGCGUAAUUACAAAUCGGACGAAUACAAGCAGCGAUAAAUUUCGUGCUCAAACAGUUCGUCUGUCGAAUACAUCUUCUCGUCGAAGAGAAACGUUCGAUCCUAUUUCAAAUGAAAAUGAUUCGAAUAAAAAACUCGAUUUAAACCUCGAGAACAAAACAAAACCACCGAAUUCAACUCCAGGAGAUUCUUUUAAUCGUAGCGGAUUCGAACAAGGUCCAUCAUCGUCAUCAAUGUCAGCGUCACAAGCACCGCAUCAUUUGAUGCGUGGGCCAUUACGUGAAACGUAUAAUCCGAAGUGUGCAAGUAUUUCCGCGUCUAGUACAUCUUCAACACAGCCGUCGCAACUGCAAACGACCGAGAGCAACAAACAUAGAAAAAUAUCACCUACUAAUAACGUUAACUCCGGUGGAUCGUUUCGAGCUUAUUCGAGUCAACACCACCCAUAUAAUUUCAAUCCUCCGAAUGUGCAAGCUUCAACUACGACACCAACAACAUCCAAUGCACCACUCGUACCACCGGCUAGCUCACGUACCAGCAGUGGUAACACAAGUAAUCCAUUGAAUCGUGCUGCUCCAGAUCGUAAAACAAUUCAUAAUAUACCUUCACGGCAACAUCACCAAGGAACAAAUGCAUCAACGACAUCUGGUGGCAUUAGCGCAGAUUAUCGUGCAUCCACACGAAAUCCUAAUACUAAUACAAUGAAUCACGCCGAUAUGAACAAUCGUCAUCUACAUGGAGCAACAAUGUCAGGCGCAAAUAACGGUGCUCAAUCCUUUCUUAGCAAACUUUCAUCAAAAUUUGCGCGAAGAAAAUCAAUUCGAGAAUCUGCAACAUCAUCUGGAACGAGUGGAGGCGCCAUUGGAAAUAAUAUGACAGGCAGUGUUGCAAGCGCCUCAUCCUAUCGCCGUCCUCCAGAUUUGAACAAUACCAAUAUGACAACUAGUACAGCUGGUAAUACAACCAAUGAUAAUCUUGCUGUUGGCAAUAGUAGUCCCGAAGAUGUCAAACCACGUUCUCUUCGUUUCACAUGGUCAAUGAAGACAACCAGUUCAAUGGAUCCAUCUGAUAUGAUGAAAGAAAUUCGAAAGGUUCUGGAUAUCAACAAUUGUGAUUACGAACAACGCGAAAAAUUCCUUCUAUUAUGUGUUCAUGGCGAUCCAAAUACUGAUUCAGUCGUAUCAUGGGAAAUGGAAGUAUGCAAAUUGCCACGUCUCUCACUGAAUGGUGUUCGAUUCAAACGUAUAUCAGGCACAUCCAUUGGUUUCAAAAACAUCGCGAGUAAAAUCGCUAAUGAACUGAAAUUGUGA